Molecule: messenger RNA, 726 nt
Organism: Prunus dulcis (almond)
Lineage: Eukaryota; Viridiplantae; Streptophyta; Magnoliopsida; Rosales; Rosaceae
Product: beta-glucosidase 18-like
Exons: 4
Coding region: 35-607 (190 amino acids)
Biological process (GO): carbohydrate metabolic process
Molecular function (GO): beta-glucosidase activity
Source: RefSeq, a predicted model, not a curated record
UGAUCCUGUAGUGUAUGGAGAUUACCCCGCUGAAAUGCGCCAUUGCCAUGGCUUGGAGUUACCAAGGUUUUCCGCCAAAGAGAAACAGCUUUUGAGAGGAAGCAUAGAUUUUAUCGGUGUCAACCACUAUUCAACUCUAUAUGUCAAGGACUGUAUUCACUCUCCUUGCCCCUCUGGGGGUGACCGUCCCAUCAUGGGAUUUCUAAACACAACUGGGUAUCGAGAUGGGGUUCCAAUUGGAGAACCGACUGGACUGGCUGAUUUCUUUGUUGUUCCAAGAGGCAUGGAGAAGAUCAUUGACUAUGUUAAGCAAAGAUACAAUAACAUGCCCAUGUUUGUGACUGAAAAUGGAUGCACUUUACAAACACAAGAGAAUGAACUAGAAGACAGGGAUCGGAUCAACUUUCACAGAUCUUACCUUGCCUCUUUAGCCAGAGCAAUAAGAAGUGGUGCUGAUGUACGUGGAUACUUCGUUUGGUCCCUGAUGGAUAAUUUUGAAUGGCUCAAUGGAUACACCAAAAGAUUUGGCUUAUAUUAUGUUGAUCGGGAAACACUUGAGCGAACUCCAAAGCUUUCUGCAGGAUGGUUUGCUAGUUUCCUCAGUUGAUAACCAAAAUAAAGUAAUUAGCCAAAUGGAACCUGAAGUUGCUGAAAUGUAGUUUAUAUCACACAUUCACUUCCAUUUUGUUGCAUGUUUCUCUCUUUUAUUUGGAGGCAUAUAUGGAU